Messenger RNA from Xenopus laevis (African clawed frog), 2564 nucleotides. RefSeq lists its product as uncharacterized. The record is from RefSeq and is a predicted model, not a curated record. The coding region runs from base 279 to 2558 and encodes 759 amino acids. The transcript has 8 exons. NCBI's taxonomy places the organism in Eukaryota, Metazoa, Chordata, Amphibia, Anura, Pipidae.
UUAAAGUGGAGUUUCAGCUAAAAAGAGAAGUUUGUAGUGAAUGAAAGUGAAAGUAGAUUUUGUGGCAGAGAAAGUAACGGACCCCAGAGUCACCCCUGCUCGGCUCAUAAACUCUCCCCCACACUCUUAUCCCAAGGAUUUGCCCCUGUGUGACGACUGGGGGGCUGUGACGACUGGGGGGCCGGCAUUGAAGUAAAGUUGGGAGCAAGAAGCUGAAGUUGUCAGGGUUUAUAUGAGAUUAUAUUUGAACUAUUGGAAGUGUCUGAACAACAAAGAAAAUGGGAGAGGCUGGAGGGGCUGGAGGGGCUGCCAAACUGCUCCACUUCCCUAAGACCCUCAGUGUGGGAUUUCUCUGCCUGUUAUUUCUGCCCCGGGCAGGUGCAGUUCUGGACAUAUUUACAUCUUCCCAACGUGCACUCGCUGGCUCUGAUGUUCUUCUCCACUGCAACUUCCAAAUAGAAAAAACAUCCCAAAACCAUGAACCCCCAACUGUAAUCUGGUACUUUCAGGAUAAGGAAAUUGCAAGAUAUGAUAACAAAGGUUUGUCCCUCAGCCCAAGAACUUCAUUCAAUGGACAGGCAGCAAAUAUGGGAGAUGCCUCCUUGUCUCUGGCCAACGUGUCCAUCUCAGAUGAAGGGAUCUACAGGUGUCAUGUUGUAUACGGACAAGAAAAAAAGGAUGGGGAGGUUGUGUUAAAGGUUGUAGACAAGAGGAGCAGGAUUGCCAUGGUGAUAGCACUGACCCUUUUACUUGUAGCCGGAUUGGGAAUUGCUGCAAUAAUCUGGAAAGACAAAAUGAAAGCAGCUUCUCGGAGUAUGACAGUGAGUGAGAUUAAAGGGCCAGAGAAGUUGUUGGAUGGAGAAGAGACAGCUCUGUACUGUACGGUCAGUAACUGCCCACAGGGGGACCCACAGGUCACAUGGAUUGAGGAGAGGUCAGGAGACCAGUGGGAGAUACCACAGUGUCAGAACUCAGGGGACCCAGGGGAAGCAGAACAGCUGUUGGGUGACUCCUACUUGAUCACCUGCAGGAAAGAGGGGCUGCAAAGCUACUGCUCCUCCCUGAGAUUUGUACCCCGUGUGGGGAAACACAGAGACGUGACCCUUAUCUGCAGGUUUGUCUGGGCUGGGAAGACUAAGGAGAAGAGAUUCCAGUGCACAAACAUUUAUGCCAAACCAGCACAGGUAUCAGUGGUCCCAUCUCUGUGUGAUUCUGAGGAGAUCCUGUACUCUCUCACCUUGCGGGGAUUCUACCCCAGAGAUGUCUCCAUCACAUGGACCUGUGGGGUGGGAGAUUCCCAAGAGAAGACUCAAUCCAGAGAACAAUAUGAGGAAAAUUCAGAUCUAACAUUCAAUAUGUGCAGUGAGGCCAGGAUUCCUGGGAAUCAGUUUAAGGAUCCAGCAUUCCGACUGGAUAUGACUUGGGAACAUGGAUCCUUGGAUGCACCAGAAUAUAGAGCUUUCUCUAUACAGGAUCCAGAUUACCCUUGGGACCCCAUUGUGGAACCAAUACAGGACACUAAGUUUCUCCAUAACAGCCCAACCACCCUGCAGUGCAACAUCUCAGAGUAUUUCCCUGAUGCCCUGACAGUGACGUGGCUGAGGAAAGGGGCAGAGAGUGAGGAACUAACAGAAGUGCCCAGUACACACCCCGAAAUGCAAUCCUGCCAACAGGAAGAUAACACCUACAGUUACACCGCAGGUCUCACCAUCUCCCCCAAACUGAGAGACCAGGGGGCAGAAUAUAUCUGCAGGGUGGCACAUCCCAGUCUGGUGAAACCCAUAGAGAGAAACACUGGCAAUAUCAACGUCAUGGCUCAGCCCAUGCUCCUAGAGCCCAUAGAAAUGAAACUUGUUGAUAACAACAGAGUUCAGUUCUCUAUCACCCUACGGAGCUUCUAUCCUCAAGAUAUUCACAUCAACUGGAGCCACGGAGAGAGCCCGGCACAAUUUGAGCAACAAAGUCAGAACAAGCUAACACAACAGGAAGAUCUUACACAUGAGGUUACCAGUGUGUGCACCUUUCCUGGGGAAAACUUCAAAGAUGUCAAAUAUAAAGUCCAUGUGACCUGGAACCAUGUGACUUUGGAAGCCCCUGAAUCCAGGGAACUGUGGGUAACAGAUUUCCCAUGGCGCCCACAGGUAGGUGAGAUUGUGGUUCCUACACUGGGUAAGAAGAAAGUGGCACUGAGCUGUGAGAUCUCUGGGUAUUUCCCUGAUGCCCUGACUGUCAGCUGGUUCAGGAAGGGGGAAGGAGACCAAUCAGAUAACCCCCUUCCUGAGAAACGCUAUAAAGUUUCAGAUCUUACAUCUGCCAGGCAGGAAGAUGGGACAUUUUCUUCUGAAACACAAUUAACCUUCUCCCCAGACCAGAAGACUGACCAAGGAGCUGAAUUCAUCUGCAGAGUUGGACACCCCAGCCUGGGGCAUUUAGUAGAGAGAAGAAUCAUCCCUUUGGUUGUAGCUAGGAAUUCCCAAACGGAGGAGCAGGACCAGAAUACAACAGAUCCAACCAAAAAGAAAACAGCAAUGGAGAAACUGAGAGAUAAAUUGUUUUAAUUAUUA